Messenger RNA from Asterias rubens (European starfish), 728 nucleotides. Its product is annotated as thyrostimulin alpha-2 subunit-like. The coding region runs from base 233 to 640 and encodes 135 amino acids. Gene Ontology annotation, biological process: cell surface receptor signaling pathway. The transcript is spliced from 3 exons. The record is from RefSeq and is a predicted model, not a curated record. Gene Ontology annotation, molecular function: hormone receptor binding. NCBI's taxonomy places the organism in Eukaryota, Metazoa, Echinodermata, Asteroidea, Forcipulatida, Asteriidae.
UGACGUACCGCGGGCGUAGUCUGCACACAGGCCCCCUCAAACAUCGACUUAGAUCGCCUCCAUACCAUCUCUAUUAAUACUGUGUGUAUAACAAAAACCGGGGAACUAAAAAUUGAUAAAUGAGUCGUCAAUCUUGAGUUUUCGUGACAAACUCAAAUCGCCUUCAUUUGAUUCUUCUUUGACUGCUGUUGUGUUCUUUAUACAGAGACCCGUCUUGCUGUUGGGUUACACGAUGCAGUGGUGCAAGGUUGUCUUGACGUUGAUGUCGCUCUCUGUUUGUCUAUGUUCUCUUUUUGCCACGGCCCAGCAAAGACCCUAUUGGGAGAGGAGUGGAUGCCAUCUAGUCGGUUACUCUACCUUGGUUCAGAUACCAGGCUGCCAUAAGACUAGGGUGGAUAUGAAUGCAUGCCGAGGCUACUGCGUGACCUACACACUGCUGUCAACAUUCAACCAGAUCGUUAGUAACAACAUACGCUAUUCAUCGCGUGGUACCUGCUGCGCUAUAGGAGAUACACACGAUGUAAUCGUGAUCCUCGCAUGUGAAAACAACGAACAGAAGAGUGUAACGUAUAAGUCCGCUGCCUCCUGCUCAUGCACACUGUGCACCCAGGAAGAUGCCUCGCAAUUGAAUAAUGUAUAGCACCAACGAAACGCCCUCUAUUGGGAUCAACAAUAUAGUUUGAAUCAUCCUUGAGGGCGCUGUUCUCUCACUAUGAGUCGUGUAUAAA